AUGGCAGCCACCACCGUCACCGACUCCGGCGGCGUGAGGAUCAUCACCGAGGUCAUCCCGGCCACAGACCCCAGAGCAGCCCAGCUGGCCCCUGCCUCCAGCCCCUCUGUGCCUGCUGGACCCUCAUUUCAAGUCCAAGGCUUCAGGAAGGCUCAGCCCAAAGUGCUUGGGACCAUCCACAUCUUCACUGGGAUCGUGCACAUCUGCUUUGGGAUCAUCCUGACUGUGUCAGAGUACGGGAACCCUUCCCUGCCCGUGGCCAGUGGCAUCUUCUUCUGGCUCGGGCUCCUGCUCCUGCUCUCAGGCUCCCUGUUGGUGGAAAGUGAGAAACGAGACAACAUCUUACUGGUAAAGAGCUGCUGCCUGGUGAAUGUGGGGGUCAUCCUGAGCACGCUGGUGGCUGCCCUCAUCCACACCACAGCCAUCACCCACGACAGGCCUGGCUGCCAAAACACCCUGUACCAGCUGAGAGCUGAGUGGUGCUUCAAUGCUGAGGACAAGAUCCUGAGCAACGGGCUGGAUUCCAUCUCGGUGCUCCUGGCCCUGCUGGAGCUGUGCGUGGCCGUGGCCGCUCUGACCUUCGGCCGCGCCGCGCUGCGGCAGCGCAGCUACACGCGGAUGGUGAGGACGGGGCGGGGAGCAGCCCCUGGGGCAGCCCCUGCUCGGCCCCCAGAGCCCGACCCGCCCGUUUCUCUGCCCCCGCAGGCGCCGUGA
Messenger RNA from Colius striatus (speckled mousebird), 714 nucleotides. Its product is annotated as membrane-spanning 4-domains subfamily A member 15-like. The coding region runs from base 1 to 714 and encodes 237 amino acids. NCBI's taxonomy places the organism in Eukaryota, Metazoa, Chordata, Aves, Coliiformes, Coliidae. The record is from RefSeq and is a predicted model, not a curated record. Gene Ontology annotation, cellular component: membrane. The transcript has 5 exons.